AUGAGUGCCUCAACACCCCUCACGGCCAACUCACAAUUCAUCCAAGCAGACGAAGACGACGACCUUGACGAGGAUGCCAUCCCAGGGUACGCACCCGCAUCUCCCGUAGCGGACAAGGGUAAAGCACGCGCUCCCGAACAACUAGCUUCUCCUUCGACAACACCACACCUUUCCGGAAACAUUGGAACAUCUGCAUCCGCUGCUCCGAAGCAGCCGUCGCGACAAACCGUCGGUGGUGUACGGGUCGAGACGCGGUAUAGCGGAAUUGAUACCCUUGAUGAAACUAUCGCUACAACUAUUGGCCGAGACUUGCUUUCGAUUUACAACAAGCUCGUGCAGGUCCUAUACCCACGACGUUCGGGGAGUGCAAGAGAGGUACUUCGAGACUGGGAUCUUUGGGGCCCACUCAUAUUAUGUCUACUCCUGGGUAUCAUGCUGAGCGUCAACGCGCCAGCAGAUCAAGCGUUAGGUGUCUUCACUUCUGUCAUAGUCAUCAUUUGCGUUGGCUCUCUAGUUGUAACCGUGCAAGCAAAGCUCCUCGGGGGUCGAGUAUCGUUCUUCCAAGGCCUCUGCGUCUUGGGCUACUGCGUCGCUCCGCUCGACAUCGCCGCGCUUAUAUCCUGUUUCGUCCGUAUCAUCUAUGUCCGAGCGCCAAUUGCUAUCCUGGCCUGGGCUUGGUGUAUAUGGGCAUCGGUGAACUUCCUCGACGGGACAAAAAUCGAACCUCAGCGGAUUUUACUGGCUGUGUACCCUUUGUUGCUAUUUUAUUUCAUCCUGGCUUGGUUGAUUCUGAUCCAGUAACUAUGCUGCCUCUAAAUGCAUUAUUUGG
Messenger RNA from Stereum hirsutum FP-91666 SS1, 829 nucleotides. RefSeq names its product Yip1-domain-containing protein. The transcript is spliced from 10 exons. Gene Ontology annotation, cellular component: trans-Golgi network; membrane. Lineage: Eukaryota; Fungi; Basidiomycota; Agaricomycetes; Russulales; Stereaceae. Bases 1 to 801 code for a protein of 266 amino acids. Gene Ontology annotation, biological process: endoplasmic reticulum to Golgi vesicle-mediated transport. The record is from RefSeq and is a predicted model, not a curated record.